This is a messenger RNA of Lactuca virosa, 700 nucleotides long. The record is from the annotation of a GenBank genome assembly. NCBI's taxonomy places the organism in Eukaryota, Viridiplantae, Streptophyta, Magnoliopsida, Asterales, Asteraceae.
CACAUAUCUCAUCCUUACCCUAAAUCACACAAACACACAGAUAUCUCUCUUGUCUUUUUUGAGUCUUCUAAAAAAAUAAAAAAUAAAAACCUAAAAAUGGCGAACGGGCAAAUGAGAUCAGUGGCGUCGCUCAUUAUGGUGUUGAACUUCUGUAUGUACGUCAUUCUUCUGGGCAUUGGUGGUUGGGCCAUGAAUAGAGCCAUCGACCAUGGCUUCAUCAUUGGUCCAGGAUUCGAUUUGCCUGCUCAUUUUUCGCCAAUUUACUUCCCAAUGGGAAAUGCAGCCACGGGAUUCUUUGUAACCUUCGCUUUGAUUGCUGGUGUUGCUGGCGUUGCAUCGAUUUUGGCUGGAUUUGACAAUUAUCGUUCUUGGGAUUCCACCAGCAGGCCGGCAGCAGUGUCAUCUGCUAUCAUUGCAUGGGCCCUUACUGUUCUUGCCAUGGGGUUUGCAUGGAAGGAAAUUGAGCUCGAAGGCAGAAAUGCCCGCUUGAGAACGAUGGAGGCAUUCACAAUUAUCCUUUCUGCAACUCAACUCGUAUAUGUAGCUACCCUUUACGGUUGAUUCUUCAAGCGAUUGACACAAACCAACGUCAUGAAAGGUGUUUGUGUAUAUAGGCUUGUGUUUGGAUUUUUUUUCCUGAUUUUCUUUCAUUUAUGUAAGCGAUGAUAUGAUUGUAUUUAUGAAAUGUAAUAAAAAGAUU